AUGGAUCUUGUACUUAGCUUUCUUCUUUCAGUAAUUAUUUCCAUCUCAGCGUAUUAUAAAAAGUCGCUUUCACUCAGUGGCACCGUUGCUGGCUUUUUCACGUUUUUUAUACAUCUGUACGCGGGAACUUCAAUCGGCCUUUUUAUUAUUACAUUCUUCAUUACUUCCUCUAUCCUCACAAAGGUCGGGAAAGAUAAGAAAAAGAGGAUCGAAGCGAAAUACCAAAAAGAAAUUGUUCAAGAAGAGUGGGUCAUUCUUCUUGAAGUUAUAAGAAGAGUAAGUAAUAGACUACCUUGUCAAUAA
This is a messenger RNA of Entamoeba invadens IP1, 303 nucleotides long. RefSeq lists its product as hypothetical. Bases 1 to 303 code for a protein of 100 amino acids. Gene Ontology annotation, cellular component: membrane. Lineage: Eukaryota; Evosea; Mastigamoebida; Endamoebidae. The record is from RefSeq and is a predicted model, not a curated record. The transcript has 2 exons.